Messenger RNA from Amoebophrya sp. A25, 2264 nucleotides. NCBI's taxonomy places the organism in Eukaryota, Dinophyceae, Syndiniales, Amoebophryaceae. The record is from the annotation of a GenBank genome assembly.
GGGGCUCCUCGUCUCAACAACAGGGACCAUUGGUUUUCCAUGUGGUGCCUCGGAAAGAAACUUCUUUCUAAUUCAGAACGUACAAUAUGUAGUUCCUCGGCAUCGCCCGGUGCACGGCAAAAGAAUAUGGCAGGCGCCGACCAUCUUCCAAUGUGCGACUCGAGCCCCUUCGUGGACGCACACGAGUACUGCUCAACAAGUUGUUUCUUUAGCAGGUGGGAGAUUUACAACGUGGAAGCCGCUCCUGUCCUCGUGUAGGCCGCGUGAGUAUGCGUCCUCCACGACGACGACCUAUUUUCGCAGUUCUGCCUCCGCAGCGCGAAAACGAGCGUAUGUCGCCUAUGCCAAAAAAGCAGCGCUGUUGGGGGUAGGCGUCUAUCUGUUCAUCGAAGCGAAUAUUAAGGGUAGUUUAUCACUAUCCCAUGUGAACUAUGCUGGGUGGGUUCUUCUUAGAAUUCAAGGGCAAGGGAAGGGGGAAAAAGGGGAACUCACUCAGCCAGGCAUGGUGAAAAACUAGCGCUAAAAAUGAUGUCCUCUAUGACACGGUGGUCGUGUUGGAGCGGGGUGGCUUUUCAGUGGCGGAAACGGCAGAAAUCUAUAUGCAGGAGCAACGGGAGAUGGUUGUUCGUGCUCAGGUCGAUGAUGAUGGGGACGAAGAGGUGCUAGAAAGGGACAAUGAAAUAAGAGAGCAGAAUCAUUCGUCAGUACUCUCUACUCCUGAGCGUGUAAGGUUGAUAUAUUGAGUGGGGCCAGGCAGUGGUCGGGAACAUAUCAGAUGAUACGAGUAUGACUCAACUAUUGACACACAUGUUUAUUAGUCUAGGGGCUGGUAUGCUAACCAGUGGUAGACUGCAUGAUGAUGCCCACGUACUCAUUCUAAAAGAAGCAGAUGCUUCCUGCCCACGUACUCAUUCUAAAAGAAGCAGAAUGCAUUUCAUCCAGAGAAGCAAUGCUCUAUCGCACGGAGGCUCGGGAGAGGCUACGCAGACAAGCCACAACCGAAUAUCUCAUCACUACGAAGUUGAAAGAGCAGCAGGGGAACGGAUCAGCAAAGAGCGGGAAGUCAUUUACUACUACUACUAGUAGUUGUACAAUAAACCCAACUUCGACUACUUCAACUUCAACACAAGCAGUUCCUCCAGCGGGUAUUUCUUCAACUGGAACACAGUCAAUACGUGUUGCUGGAGGAGCGAUUACGGGUAUAGAGGAUUUCCGAGUGCGGCGAUGGCGUGACAAAGUGUUCUCGCGUGCUGAAGGCAAAGUCUUGGACUUGGGAGUCGGUUCUGCAGCGCCAAACUUGGAGAUAUUUCAGAAGUGGCAUCGGGUGCAUAGUGUCACAUGCUGCGACAUUUUUCCCCUAGUGCUCCAGAAUGCACGCAAACGGGCAAGACAGCUGAAAAAGAAUCAGGGUCAACAGCAGGUCUCCGAUAUUGCGGGACAACAGAGCAAGGGAGCACAGCAUGACCACGAGAUAUCCUAUUCUUUUUUACAUGCCGACGCGCAGGACCUGUCGUCCAAUCCCGCGGAUUAUAUCCCUGACAAUACGUACGAUACGGUGUGCAUCAGCUUUUUACUCUCGUACUGCCCAGAACCUGAACGCGUACUGAAGGAAGCGAACCGCGUAGUGAAACCAAGUGGCCGGAUCCUGUUAUUCGAGCGCGGCCGCAGCUCCUAUGCAUUCCUACGGUGGCUCACGAGACGUUCGUCUGACAGUGCAGAUAUGACUGAAGAUGGUGAAACAAUGCGCCUGGACGUGGAGGCACUUAUUCAACCAUUCUUUCGAUCAUUAAGAGUAGAAGUGGUUUCCGAGUGUAAAGAUACACCGGCUUCCGACUCUAAAGACCCACCUUCCCACAACACCAGUUCCUCUUCCUCAGAUUCUUCAGCAUCCUGGGUCACCACCCGUGGCUUGGGUCAUUUUUACCUCGCUGAACUUCGGAAAGUGGAUGGUGAUGCCUGGGAUGUUGGGAACGAAGGUGCACAUCCUUCUAGUCCUAGAAGACGGCAUCCUCCUAGUACAAGAAGACGUGAGAACUACGAUAGUACUCCACGACAUGAGAACGACUAUUUUUCCAUUGCUCAGGAGCUCGUGGAUGAAAUAGAGCUAUCGUUGGACACCAAAAAGAAGUAUGAGGCUUGGGAGUGGCAAGACGGCGAUAACAAGAAUGCUCUGAGAAUUGAGACUGCGACUAAAAGCGGUGAAUGUAGUUAGUGCUGGCAUGAAUCAAAUCUGAAUGUAGCAUCACAAAGGUUGUUUUAGAAAC